Acanthochromis polyacanthus (spiny chromis) is the source of this 2116-nucleotide messenger RNA. RefSeq lists its product as uncharacterized. Bases 778 to 1833 code for a protein of 351 amino acids. The transcript has 3 exons. Gene Ontology annotation, molecular function: zinc ion binding; nucleic acid binding. NCBI's taxonomy places the organism in Eukaryota, Metazoa, Chordata, Actinopteri, Pomacentridae. The record is from RefSeq and is a predicted model, not a curated record.
CAGUACAGGCAUCAGUGGGUGGUCAUGCCUAAUUGGCAAUGACCUAGCCAACCACCCGAGGCGCACCCACUUAUAAGAGGGGCGAUCCCUACCUGCCAUCUCUCUCUCGCUGCUCCUGACAGGUGAUGUCAUUUCCGGACCGGACGCUUUGCUUCGGACAGGUAACGCGGCUUGUCUGCUCACCUGAUGCUUUUGUCUCGCGUAGCAGGGAGCUAAUGAUUUUGUGUUGUGCUACAGAGUGGCCGACUUGGUGCUCUCCAGGCUCAUGUGUGUGUGUCAUCUGAAUGGCCUGCUGUGGUGAGUGUCUUCCUCUCUGCCUGUUACACGGCUGAUAAUUACCGUGGCUAAUUAUAGCCUGAUUGUAGGUGGACGCUGGUAGCUGUGCGGUACCCUCUCCCUCUUUCGUGGUGUGUGUGUCAUACUGGUUGACCUGCUAACUGUUGCUGAGGUCCGGUGGUGGUGGAGGUGACCUGGUGGCGGGGUUCCCCCCCCCCUUCUCGUGUGCUGUGCUUCCCUGGGUUCUAGGUUUCCUCACUGAGUGUGUGCUGUGUGUGACUGUCACGUGUGCCUGGGUGCUUAUAUUUUUGGUUGGGGAUUCUCCACCGACCUGUAGCCUACACACCCCGGCACAUUGAAGCAGUGGUGUUUGCGGAGACAGAGCAGCAGUAGUUCCCCAGUCGUCCCUUGCGUAGGUUUUGGUGAGAACCCUUCCACACACUUCACCUGUCGGCCGCAUAUCCAAGCAUACUUAUUAGCCUGUUAAGUUUUGCUGUAGUCAUGGAGACCGAGUUGCAGGAACUCCAGGAAUUGGUGGCCCAGUUAAAAGCUGACAAUGAGCGCUUGCGGCGUGAACAGGUUGACCCUAGUGCCGGUCCAUCCACUUCAUCUGCCCCACCUACUGCCCCCUCCACUGUUAGUGUCCCUGUAACAGAGAGACUAGUUUUCGUGCCCCGAGAUAGGAAGUGUCCCAUCUUCAGGGGGAGGACAGGCAUAGGGUUGGGUGAGUGGGUUGAAGAAAUACAGGCAUGCAUGAGGGCCCGACAUUUAUCCCGGUCUGAACAGGCGUUUUUCAUAUUCGAUCACCUAGAGGGAGAGGCUAGAGAGGAGAUUAAGUAUCGCUCCAGUGCAGAGAGGGGAGAUCCUGACACAGUAUUGGCCAUUUUACAGGAGCUGUAUGGGUGCUCUGAGUCGUAUGUUGCUCUGCAGGAGGCUUUCUUCUCCAGGAGGCAGCAAGAGGGAGAAACUCUUCAGGAGUUCUCUCUAGCCUUGAUGGGCCUCAUGGAGAAAGUGGAGCAGCGUGCGCCUAGUCACAUGCCCAAUUCAGCAGCCCUGUUGAGAGACCAAUUUGUUGAGCAUGUGCUAGAUAGCUCCCUGCGUCGUGAGCUGAAGCAGUUGGUGCGUAGACAGCCUGAUUACACUUUGCUUGAUGUCCGGGCAGAGGCGAUCCGGUGGGAGCGCGAGGGUUUGCCUGGUGGUGCGAGGGGUCGCAGUCACUCUGUCCCCUCUGUGUUUGGUGUUCAGUACGGUGUUCAUGUUGGCCCACAGGAAACUGUCGUUUCACCCCCAGUGUCUGAGAUGGCUGAGCUGAGGGAGAUGCUCAAGCGUCAGCAGGAGCAACUCAGUCAGCUCACUCAAAGCAUUGCUCUCCUGCAGACCUCUCCCCAGUAUAGUCGUCCACCCCGAAAUGGUCCAGUAAUAUGCCGGCGCUGUCACCAGCCUGGUCAUUUUGCGAGGGACUGUCAAGUGCAUGUUCCUCCUCCUUCACUGUCCCAUUCACAGCCCCCAUCCAAUUCUGCUGCGCGGUCUCAUUCUGCAUCAGUGUCGGAAAACUAGUGCCCACCGAACUGCAGAGCCACAGUUUGGGUGGGGUCGCUACUGGCUCACAGGUUGCUUCAGCUAGUUUAGAGGCUUCUAAACUGAUUUCGUCUUGUCCCCAUUUAGGUGUGGACAUGGGUGGAGUAAGGGUGCCCUGUUUAGUAGAUACUGGUUCCAUGGUGUCUACUAUCUCUGAGAGCUUUUUCCGCCAGCACUUUGAGCCUUGGGGUCAGGAGCGCCUUCAAUCAUGCCACUGGUUGCAGCUUAGGGCUGCUAAUGGCCUGGAGAUCCCUUAUAUUGG